Messenger RNA from Ornithodoros turicata, 1074 nucleotides. RefSeq lists its product as uncharacterized. Gene Ontology annotation, molecular function: aspartic-type endopeptidase activity. NCBI's taxonomy places the organism in Eukaryota, Metazoa, Arthropoda, Arachnida, Ixodida, Argasidae. Gene Ontology annotation, biological process: proteolysis. The transcript has a single exon. The coding region runs from base 1 to 1074 and encodes 357 amino acids. The record is from RefSeq and is a predicted model, not a curated record.
AUGCAAGGUUUCGUGGGAGUCGCCACAUCAACUUCAACGUCAUCAAAAUGGGACCUGGAACCUUUGGUCAACGGAAUUUCUCUACCGUUCCGCAUCGACACGGGAGCAGACGAGUCUGUGCUAAGAGAGACAGUCUUUAACGAACACUUCCCGGAACUAAAGCUUCGUCAACCACUUCGGACACUGUGUGGCCCCGACGGAAAGCCCUUAAACGUCGUGGGAAUGGCUACUCUACAGCUUAUCUGCAAAAACAUCCACAGUGACCAAAACGAUUUCAUAGUGCGAGGCCUAGAAAGAAAUCUACUUGGUAAGCCAGCGAUAGAAGAACUUCGACUCCUGUCACAAGUCUACAAUGUCGAAUCAACCUCCGUGAACCCCAAGAAACACUACCCGCAUCUCUUCCAAGGCCUCGGAGUUCUACAUGGUGAAUAUUGCCUUCGCGUCAAGUCUGGUUCGACGCCCUUUGCUGUAACGUCACCAAGAAAGGUUCCGCUUCCGUUUUACGAGAGCACACGUGAAGAACUACGCGAUAUGGAACGCUUGGGCGUCAUUUCACGGAUGGAAGAGCCAAUAGAAUGGUGUGCGCCCAUGGUGGUGGUACCGAAAAGGAACGGCCAAGUGCGCAUCUGCGUCGAUCUAACAGAGCUCAAUCGCUACGUCAUGAGGGAGUGGUAUCCGAUACCUUCUGUAGAGCAUAGUCUUGGACGGCUGGCGGGAGCACAAGUCUUUUCGAAGAUCGACGCCAACGCUGGAUUUUGGCAAGUCCCGCUGAGCAGCGACAGUCGCCUCCUCACCACCUCCAUUACCCCGUUCGGUCGCUCCUGUUUCAACCGGCUCCCGUUCGGAAUUUCAUUGGCUCCCGAACACUUUCAGAGGCGCAUGACGGAGGCUUUGGAGGGACUGCCAGGAGUCACCUGCCACAUGGACGAUGUGCUGGUGUUUGUUCCGAAUCUACAAGUACACGACACAAGGCUCCGUGCCGUUCUAGACCGUUUGACGGAAGUCGGGAUCACCCUCAACUCACAAAAAUGCAUUUCGGAGUCGAACAGAUUGACUUCUUCGGCAACACAAUAG